GAAACCCCCCAAAACUAAAAAAAUAAAGUAUUUUUUUUUCACUUAAACUUGCAGGUUGUACCAACUGACACCUCAUUUCAUCUUCAAGGAUUCUGGAACUUUUCUUUCUGAAUGAAGAAUGGAACUAUGCAAGAAUGACCAACCUGAUGACCAAUCGUCUGAUGUAGUAUAGAAAGAAAAAAAAGAGUUCAAAUGUUGAUUUUUGCCCCGCCCACUUUUGCACGACGCACCUCCCAGUGUUACUCUCUGCCCGACUUUCAGACUGACUGCGUUCGAACAGUGCAACCAAAUAUCGUUAGGUGACCGGUCAUCAUGAAAUCGGCGGUGUCUUUGUGUUGUCUGUUGGCCGUUUCCGUAGUCAUCACGUGGGCCUACCCGACGACCGAAGUAGAAAACCGGAAUUACCGGAUGGAUGUUAACUCCACCGUUGAGGAAGACUACGGAUGGUACGCUCCCGUCGCCAUGUUAUUCACACCGUUAUCAAAAGAAUCAGCCAAAGGCAGGUGGAAUGCCAUCCGGCCAAGGGUACCCUUCAGCUGGCGGAACGCCAAUCCGUGGCAUGGCCUUUCAGAAAGAAAUCGUCCGUCCGACUCCAACGACAGCCAACUGUCUCGAAUAAUCGAUUCGAUUAUGGAAACCGGAGCCGUUUACCUGCCCAAGAAAUCCGUCAGCAGUCUUGACACCAACAGCCAGUUUAUGUCGACAGGCGGAAUUGCUGAACCUAGAAAUCCGCAAUUCGGCAUUAAUAUGGGUGCAUUCAACAAUAAAAAGAAACAGGCCUUCCCUUGGUCGAAUGUAGCUGGAACUCCGGGAAUACCAGGUACUGAUGGGGUAAAUGGAGUUGAUGGGAAAAACGGAAAGGAUGGCAAAGAUGGAGCAGUAGGGCCUGUUGGGCCGUCAGGAACAAAAGGAGAAACGGGUUCGACUGGAAAAGACGGUCGUGAUGGACUUUCCGGGCCGCCUGGAAUGAUAGGACCUAUCGGACCACCGGGAUUGCAAGGCAUUCAAGGAUUAACUGGGCUGCUAGGAUCUGCAGGAGUACCCGGAGAAAUGGGGGAAGCGGGCAAAGACGGACGAGAUGGAUCGGAUGGAAUCAACGGCAAAGAUGGGACUAACGGAGUACCUGGUCCUGCAGGACCUAUUGGAUCUAGCGGGAAAGAUGCCAAGGACGGUAAAAACGGCCAAGCGGGCAAAGGAGGUCCUCCAGGUCUGAUUGGUGUUGACGGGAAAGACGACCUUGUACUUGUACAGUUGCGGCCGCGGCCGCAAUUGACCGCCAAUGCCGGCCUUGAAGUUAUUCAUGCGAGUAGUGUAUGA
This is a messenger RNA of Daphnia pulex (common water flea), 1317 nucleotides long. Its product is annotated as collagen alpha-2(I) chain-like. The record is from RefSeq and is a predicted model, not a curated record. Lineage: Eukaryota; Metazoa; Arthropoda; Branchiopoda; Diplostraca; Daphniidae. The coding region runs from base 313 to 1317 and encodes 334 amino acids. The transcript has 10 exons.